Trachemys scripta elegans is the source of this 639-nucleotide messenger RNA. It is a transcript of the gene NDUFA7, whose product is annotated as NADH:ubiquinone oxidoreductase subunit A7. Bases 111 to 458 code for a protein of 115 amino acids. The record is from RefSeq and is a predicted model, not a curated record. Gene Ontology annotation, biological process: ATP synthesis coupled electron transport; mitochondrial electron transport, NADH to ubiquinone. Gene Ontology annotation, cellular component: mitochondrial inner membrane. The transcript is spliced from 4 exons. Lineage: Eukaryota; Metazoa; Chordata; Testudines; Emydidae.
GCGCUCUGUCCCCUUCCCGGCGUGCGCCGCGCACCGCUUGCGUCUUCUCCGUUCCCGACACGCGCCGCUUCCCAGAGAGCACCGCGGCGGCGCCCUUCGCAGCGGCCAAGAUGGCGUCCUCCACCCGCUUCAUCCAGCGGCUCCGCAACUGGGCGGCGGGGCGGGACCUGCAAGCCAAGCUGCAGCUUCGCUACACGGAGAUCUCCAAGAGAACUCAACCACCUCCUAAACUUCCACUGGGUCCCAGUCACAAGUUUGCAAAUAACUACUACUGUACUCGUGAUGGACGCAGGGAGUCCUACCCUCCAAUUAUUGUUAUGUCUCCGCAGAAAUCCCUUGCAUCAUGCACUCAAGGUGCCAGCUCAGAAUCUGCAGUAGCAACAACUGAGAAAAAGCCAGUGACACCAGGUCUUCCACUUGAGAAGUGGGAACUAUCGAAAGAUCAACCUUACCUGUGAGCUGGCCAAGUAUGAAGAAAAGGCUGAACGAGAAUGGACUUGAUAGGAUUAACUGAAAAGAAACAGCCUGGCUCGCGAUCCAGUGAUGCGGUUAAUUUCAGUAACUCUGUGUAGAAUUUAUUCUGGAAAAGAGACCAUUUUGCUGGGGCAUGACUGAUUAAACAUAUUUAUCUAAUGUAUA